AGAAAACUCAGAAAGUGAACAUCAACCCUAAUUCUCAGACGGCGUAGCUUCUUUCUCUCACUCACAAACAAGUCAAGAACACAGAGAAGCAGAUCGAAAAUGGCGAAAUCGAAGAAGAACGACAUCGUUCAUUCACCGCUCGUCACCUAUGCUUCCAUGAUUUCUCUCCUCAUACUCUGUCCUCCUUUCGUAAUUUUACCGGUUAACGGUUUUCAAGGUUUUGUUGAUUUGUGGCCUAAACCUACUCUUCUCACUUGUGAAAUUAUCGUUGCUUAUGGUGUUUUUGAAGCCGUGCUUCAGCUUAUUCUUCCUGGGAGAACCUCUGUGUGUAUUUUAUUCGGAACCCCAGUGGCUAGAGGGGAUGCAUCUGUUGCAUUGUGGGUCAAGUGGAGAGGGAAAUGGCUGUUGGUAUCAGAUGUGCAAGGGCCGACUGGCCAUUAUCAACAUUGA
Molecule: messenger RNA, 450 nt
Organism: Vicia villosa (hairy vetch)
Lineage: Eukaryota; Viridiplantae; Streptophyta; Magnoliopsida; Fabales; Fabaceae
Product: 7-dehydrocholesterol reductase-like
Exons: 4
Coding region: 100-450 (116 amino acids)
Source: RefSeq, a predicted model, not a curated record